AUGAGUGCAAAAAAAAUCUGUCGUUAUGAGGAACAACAAUCAUCUGAUAAUGCUGCAGCAAAAAUAAAUCCCAUCGAUAUCCUGGAUUAUGAUGCAUUAUCAAACAUAUUCAUGCAGUUGCCAAUAUCUGACAGAAUGGUCAUGGAAAAAGUUUGUCUUAAAUGGAAAGAGGCCUGUGAACUAGCUUGGUAUGACAUUAAAAAAUUCAAAUGUACCAAUAGAAUUGUUCAUUUUAAUGAAAAACGUUGGUUAACACAAUCAUUUGUCAAAAAAGUAUUAAAAAAGUGUGGUACUUAUUUAAAUGAAUUAUCUCUAUCACUAGUUUGCAAUUCAAAUAUCAUGCCAUGUGUUGUUAACAAUUGUAAAAAUUUAACAAGUCUUGAAUUUGUAAUUACUGAGACACCAAGAUAUAAUGACAAUGACUAUCUUGCCUUCAAAGAACUGGAUAAAUUAAAAUUUAUUAAAAUACAUGUAAAUAAUGAUGGAUAUUACAAGAACGAAGAAAGUAUAAAUUUUCGAUCUGAAGCAAUCAAUGAUCUUCCCGCGAAAGUUAGUGAAAUUCUUUUAAUUUAUAGUGAAAGUAUACAUCUCAGACCAGUUUUUUUUAAUUUAAAAAAGUUCACAAAUCUUCACAGUUUGACUUUGAGGAAUUGCAGACUGGAUGACAUUAUUGAAGAUAUAUCUGAAACAAUAACUCUUGUUAAACUUGAUCUCCAAGAUUCUCUGAUUAUAGAAAAAAACAAUAUGCUAUUUGAUAAACUUGUAAAUUUGGAACAUGUCAGUAUUAGGAGAAGUUUAGUUUUGCUUGACUAUCAUCAAAAUUUACUUGAUAGUAUUUCAAAUACAUGCAAAAAAUUGAGACAUUUGGAGAUAAAUGUCAAUAAAAGUUUAGCUGAAAGUACAUUGCAAACAUUGACAGAAAUAAAAAAUCUUGAAUAUUUAAUAUUACCUAGUGGACUUAAACUCAGUGGUGAAACAAUAAUGAUAAUUUCAAAUAAUUGUAAAAAACUUAAACAUUUAGAAAUGACUAAUUGUACGAUAAAUCCUGUAUCGGCUCUCGAUGAAUUAUCAAAGUUGCAACAUCUUGAAUAUUUGAAUUUAUCUGAUGCUAAAGACAUUUUAAAUAGCAGUAUUAUGGCUAUUGCUUAUAAAUGUAAAAAUCUCAAAUAUUUAAAUAUAAAUAAUUGCAAUCUCAUUACUGAAAGAGCACUCUUUACUUUAACGACUUUAGAAAAAUUAAAAAAAUUAAAUGUUGGUGAUAUUGAUGGUGUAACAGAUGAAUUCAUUGUCAGAUUAAAACGAUUUAAAUCUUUGGACUUUCAUCGUUGCAAAAAUAUCACUGGUAAUGGUAUUGUUCAACUCAUAAAAAAUUGUCCAGAUCUUGAAGAUCUUAAUCUACGAUUGACUGUAUUUAUUGUUAGAAAGACAACAUAA
This is a messenger RNA of Aphidius gifuensis, 1434 nucleotides long. Its product is annotated as F-box/LRR-repeat protein fbxl-1-like. NCBI's taxonomy places the organism in Eukaryota, Metazoa, Arthropoda, Insecta, Hymenoptera, Braconidae. The transcript is spliced from 5 exons. Gene Ontology annotation, biological process: SCF-dependent proteasomal ubiquitin-dependent protein catabolic process. The coding region runs from base 1 to 1434 and encodes 477 amino acids. The record is from RefSeq and is a predicted model, not a curated record. Gene Ontology annotation, cellular component: SCF ubiquitin ligase complex.